CAAUAAGAAUCUGUAAAAUAUAGCUAACACAUACCUAAUUAUCAGAAAAAACUACCAUUGUUCCAGAAAAUUAUCAGCUAACCAAAUUCAAAUCUUGUCAUUGGUCUGCAUUGACUAUUGUUUGACCUUUGCAAAACACUGUAACUACACUCUAGGUGACUGAUACAAGAAUGGCCAGCAAAAGUGGUAAAUUUCUGUAUUUUGCUUAUGGUAGUAAUUUAUUAACUCACAGGAUACACAUAAAUAAUCCAAGUGCUGAAAGAAUUGGCAUUGGUCGUCUCAAUGAUUAUCAAAUCAGCUUCGUCACCUAUUCAAAAAGAUGGCAUGGGGCUAGUGCAACAAUUAUAUCAAAAAAACAUGGAAUAGUUUGGGGAGCACUCUGGCAAAUUGACAAUGCUGAUAUGGAUCAUCUAGACAAGCAAGAGGGAGUUCAUGAAAAUCUUUACCAACCGUUGCAAGUAGAUAUUUGCAUGCCAAGUGGUGAAAAGGUAAAUGCAAGAACGUAUCAACAAUUAGCUAAUCCACCUGAUGUUAGUGAUCUCAAAGAUUUGCCUAAUGAUUGCCGUCCGUCCGUCGCUUACUGGAAAACAAUAGUAAAAGGAGCCGAAGAAACUGGAUUGCCUAAAGAAUAUAUCCAUUUCUUGCACCAAAUACCUCAUAAUGAUUAUCACGGUCCAGUUGAUAUUAAUUUACCUUUAUGGAUUCACUGAUUAUUUAUUAUAUGAUUAUCUUGCUACCUAAAUAAACCUGAUAGUUUCAAAUUAUAAAAUGUUUUUAUACUU
Molecule: messenger RNA, 782 nt
Organism: Sitophilus oryzae (rice weevil)
Lineage: Eukaryota; Metazoa; Arthropoda; Insecta; Coleoptera; Curculionidae
Product: gamma-glutamylcyclotransferase-like
Exons: 3
Coding region: 171-710 (179 amino acids)
Molecular function (GO): gamma-glutamylcyclotransferase activity
Source: RefSeq, a predicted model, not a curated record